UUUUUUUUUUAGAUUCUUGAUGUGUAAAAAUCCAAAACGAGGUCUAUCUGUGGGCACUAUCCAUAAAAGAAUAUAUAACGCUAAAAGGUAAAUUCGACCCGACCGAUCUUGUUACCUGAAAGGCAAUUACCCGGUUUAAUUUUUAAUCAUUUAUUGCAGUCAUGCUUCAUUGGCCCUGCAUACACGUACAAUUAUCUUCAGAAAUGGCUACCACCACAGCAACUGAAACCACAACUUCUUCACCUUCCUCAGCGUACGAUCGACAAGUGGAACUCAAAGCUUUCGACCAAACAAAAGCCGGUGUCAAAGGCCUCAUCGAUGCCGGAAUCACACAGAUCCCUCGCAUCUUCAUCCACCCACCAGAAACCUCCACCAAAACAACCACGGCUUUGGAGAUUCCAGUCGUAGACCUCGGAUCCAGAGAUAGAACAUCAACGGUGCAGAAGAUCCGCGCAGCCUCGGAGAAUCUUGGGUUUUUUCAAGUUGUGAAUCACGGGAUCCCCGUGAGUGUUAUAGACGAGAUGCUUCAAGGAGUUCGUAGAUUUCACGAACAAGAUGUGGAGGUGAAGAAAGCGUUUUACACGAGGGAUCUUUCGAGACCAGUGGUGUAUAAUUGCAAUUUCGAUCUGCUCAGUUCCCCCGCAGCGAACUGGGGAGACACCUUUUAUUCAUUUAUGGCUCCAUCACCUCCGCCACCUGAGGAAUUGCCGGAGGUUUGCAGAGACAUACAAAUAGAUUACUCGAAUCGUGUGCUAAAACUUGGCAGCUUACUGUUCAUGAUGAUCUCCGAGGCCUUGGGGUUGAACGCAAGUCACUUGGGAGAUAUGGACUGUGACAAGGUGCUUUUAUUCGCUGGUCAUUAUUAUCCAGUUUGUCCACAACCAGAGCUAACCAUGGGAACAGCCAAACACACAGAUGGUGGAUUCAUAACUGUGCUUCUACAAGAUGAAAUAGGAGGACUUCAAUUCCUCCAUCAAAACCAAUGGAUUGAUGUUCCUCCAAUUCCUGGUGCGCUUGUGAUCAACAUUGGGGAUUUAUUACAGGUGAUGUCGAAUGACAAACUGAGGAGUGUGGAGCAUAGAGUGGUGGCAAAUAAGAAUGGGCCGAGAGUUUCGGUGGCAUGUUUCUUCGGAUCCUCCGUAGCACCAUCACAGAAGGUGUACGGACCUAUCAAGGAACUUGUUUCAGAUGACAACCCUCCGAGGUACAGAGAAACCACCGUUCAUGAGUACAGUCAAUAUUCAUUUUCUAAGGCCCUCGAUGGUGUUCCUCGUUUGCUUCAUUUGAAGCUUUAGAUUAUAUUACAAAUUUCUAUAUACCCACUAGCUAAGAUAUCCUUAUCAAAAUCGUUGUGAAAAUAUGAAAAAAUUUAUGUUACUUAGGGGAUAAAAAAAUAUAUUUUUUUA
Lactuca sativa (garden lettuce) is the source of this 1406-nucleotide messenger RNA. Its product is annotated as 1-aminocyclopropane-1-carboxylate oxidase homolog 1. NCBI's taxonomy places the organism in Eukaryota, Viridiplantae, Streptophyta, Magnoliopsida, Asterales, Asteraceae. The record is from RefSeq and is a predicted model, not a curated record.